AUGUCCCUUACGGACAGCAUUGACGUUGACAGCAAAUCCGAGAAGCCCGUGUCCCUGAUCUGGGGAUGCGAGCUGAGCAGCGAGCGGGACUCCUACACCUUCCAGGUGCCGGAGGAGUGGCAGUGCGAGCAGCAGCUGGCCCUGCGGACGAUCUGCCUGGGGGAGAUGGCGCGGGAUGAGUUCCACGUGGUGGAGAUCGUGUCAGCCGAGGAGGGCGAUGCGAACUCCCCAGUGCCCCUCGCCACGCUGAAGCCCUCUGUGCUGCCCAUGGCCACCCUGGUGGGAGUGGAGCUGACACCUCCGGUCACCUUCCACCUGAGAGCCGGCUCUGGCCCCGUCUACAUCAGCGGGCAGCAUGUCUCCAUGAUGCCCAACCUGUCCUGGGAUGAGGAAGAAGAAGAGGAAGAGGAGGAUGCCGAGGAAGAGGAGCCAGCAGAGGAGCUCCCUGAGAAGCCCCCCAAGGGCCAAGCUGCCAAGAAGGGCAGCGCUGCCAAGAAGAGGAGGCUGGAGAAGGAGGAUGAGCUGUGA
Pygoscelis adeliae (Adelie penguin) is the source of this 528-nucleotide messenger RNA. It is a transcript of the gene NPM2, whose product is annotated as nucleophosmin/nucleoplasmin 2. Gene Ontology annotation, molecular function: RNA binding; chromatin binding; histone binding. Lineage: Eukaryota; Metazoa; Chordata; Aves; Sphenisciformes; Spheniscidae. The record is from RefSeq and is a predicted model, not a curated record. The coding region runs from base 1 to 528 and encodes 175 amino acids. Gene Ontology annotation, biological process: chromatin remodeling; positive regulation of DNA replication. Gene Ontology annotation, cellular component: nucleolus; cytoplasm; nucleoplasm. The transcript has 6 exons.